Messenger RNA from Oryzias latipes (Japanese medaka), 914 nucleotides. It is a transcript of the gene rex1bd, whose product is annotated as required for excision 1-B domain containing. NCBI's taxonomy places the organism in Eukaryota, Metazoa, Chordata, Actinopteri, Beloniformes, Adrianichthyidae. The record is from RefSeq and is a predicted model, not a curated record.
UCACGACAUGUUGUUGUCACUUCCGGGUAAAGUAGCAUUGAGCUAAUCCGGAACUGAAGUGAAUAAAAGUGUAGAUCAUAAACCUGUUAUGCCACUACUGUAGAAAGUAGACGGCGGUGUUGAUCUCUGGGGGAGAAUCAUGGUCUCCACAGAUUUUCCUGCAGUGAUCCAGAGGUUCUACCAUCUUCAGUCUGAGAGGGUGGAGACAUACCGUCUCUUUGAGGAGGGACACGAGGCCUACCUUAAGACGGGGCCCCAUUAUGACUUUGAGCACUACAAGCAGCUGGUCCAUGAGAUCACACAGGCCUUCAGCGGCAUUUCCAAGGAGCUUCUGGAGAUCAAGGACCGGCUACUCCACCAGUUUGACCGAGCAGAUCUUUCUGAGCACAUAGAGAGGCUACAGAGCAAAGAGAAGGAGAAACUUCAGCUGACCGCCGAGCUGCAGCUCCUGAGGCAGCGCGCCCAGGAUCACCCGGAGGACGACGGCUGUCAGGACCAGAUCCAGGAGAUCAAGCACAGGAUCAUCAAGAACAGAGAAGCUCUGAGUGACAUCAUGCAGGACUUUAAGUACGAUUCAGAGGAGAGCGGAUGACGACCGACCGACCAGAAACCUGCAGGAGGCUCCCCAUCCCUACACCUGAUGAUCUGCUGAAGCUCCUCCCCCUCCCUGCUUCUCUACACAUAGCUCCUCCCUCUCUCUGCAAAUCUAUAAGAGCUCCUCCUACUGUCACUGAAACUAUGAAAAAAAAAAAACACCAGACAUGUUUGUUCUCUUAUGACAUGAACAGUUUGUAACUUAAAAUAUUUUUUUGGUUUACUUUAAUUGUAUUUUAAAAUAGAAAAAAAUCUUUGUUUUUUUUCAGAAUAAAAGCCUGAUAAACAACUCAAUACUUUGAGGUUUAUCAAAAUACUAA